UGGGCAGGGAGCUCCCGUGGUAUUGCCUAGGCAGCCGUCCGUCAGACAGAGGGAAACCUCUGCAGGUUCGGCAUCUGGUCUGGUUAUUUGUGCCGCAGGCUCGGCAUCUGGUCUGGUUAUUUGUGCCGCAGGCUCGGCACCUGGUCUGGUUAUUUGUGCGCACCUGGUCUGGUUAUUUGUGCUACUCAGCACCUGGUCUGUAGUUCUGGUGAUUUAAUCUGUAUUUACUGUUGAAACCGGUGAUUUGAUCCUGUUUACUGUUGUUCUGGUAAAGUUACUGUGUUAUCUUUCUGUGUUAGUUAUCUGUAUCCUUCUCUGUUGAUAUGUCCAAUUCAAACGUAUCGCCGUCAAAUUGCUUUCUGAAACAUUAGAAGAAGGCUGGGUUUGGACAGUUUAUGCAUAAAAGAAGUGUGAUUGUGAUCUGUUUGCAUAUUUGAACUCGGUAUUCGGUUUGCAUGUCUGAGCUCAGUAUUUUAGUUUGUAUGUUUGUAUUUGGUACCAAAAGGAUUUGUUUGGGGAAAUAAUUACAAAAUAAGAACCGUUUCCGUUACUAAAGUGCCACCUUGCUCCCCCUUCAGAUGCAUCUUUACACAUGAAAGUAAAUUGAGUUAGCUGUAUUGCAGUUAGUGUUGUUUUGUGGAUAGACUGAUUUGGAUUUGGAUCUAAAAUUAAUGUCAGGGAUUGAUGUUUAGUAUGCUGUUUAUUGACAUCUGUAAGAAGUUACAAAAGGCAGGAGCUGAGGGAUGUAACUAUUGUUCAGCUAAUUGGAAUUACAUAUAAAGUUUAUAAUCACAGGAAUUAAAUGAAGAGAGAAAAAGGGCAAAAGGAGCCCAAACCUGUGCCCGGCAGCUUCUCCUUGAUAAGCUGCAGAGAAAAAAAAAAAAAAAAAAAAAAAAAAAAUGUGAAAAGCUGACUGUCUGCUAAAGCGGUGGGAAAGGGGGGGGGAGCGGCGGCUGCUAAGGCUGAAGCUGCAGCUCCUCUCCUCCGGGCUCGCCGCCCGCGGGGGAUCAUCAAACGUAAUAGCACCCCUGCGGCAGGUAGUAGGUGUUGGGGGGGGGAACCAGUCUAUGUAAAAGUCCCGUUUUCGCCGGGGGAUUUAGUGAUCUGGAAGCAAAAGUGACUAAGGUUGCAAAAGUGAUUAAGAUGAUAAUUAAGACGCAGAAUCCUGAUUGGGAUGAUUUACAAGUCAUUUUAGAUACAUUAAUGGACUCUACAGAAAAUAUGUGGUUAUACAGGUUGCGAGGGCUAAGGUGAGAGAAGAUAUUUGGAAUGGGAAAGUAGAGGCUAACGUUGAUGAGAACUUUCCAAAAGAAGAUCCCCGAUAAUACAGGAGAUACAGACAAUACAGGAGGCGGGUUAAGCCGUCUCCGGAAGUAUCAGCAUUGGUUAUUGAUUGGUGUUCAAACUGCUAUGCCGAAGCAAAUGAAUUGGUCGAAAUUGUAUAAUGUAAGGCAGGAAAAGAAUGAGUCUCCCUCAGCCUUUUUAGAAAGAUUAAACGAAGCUGCCAAAAGAUAUACGGAUUUAGACGUAGAAACGGAACAAGCAAAAAUUCAGUUGGCUCUAAUUUUCUUAGGGCAAUCUCAAGAUGAUAUUUGAAAGAAGCUGCAGAAAUUAGAGGGUGCACAAUUAAGGGAUUUGGACGUAAUGUUGGAAACAGCUUGGAAAGUUUAUAAUAAUAGAGAAAAAGAACAAUCGAGACGCCACCAGCAAAAUUUGUUGGCUUUGAUCCAGGGACAAGGCAGGGGAAUAGGGGUCCGGGGUAGGGGAGCUGGAAAUAGUCGAGGAGGUGGUCAGGGACGUGGUUCCUGGAGUGCCCAAGGAACUCCCCUGAGACCCCUCAUGAGGCUUGGCAUAAAUCAAUGUGCUUAUUGUAAGCAAGAAGGACACUGGAACAAUGAAUGCCCGGCUAGGAGCCCCGUGGGUCAGAUGUCCGAUGCGACGGGAAAUGCGGUACAGACUAUGGUGUUAGGGGAAUACAGUAACAACAGCUGACUAUAUGAAGGCACGGAAGUGAAAACCCAGAAUAAGGAGCCCUUAGUGACAAUACAAGUGGGAGACCGGGAUGUAAGAUUUUUAGUAGAUACGGGGGCUACUUACUCUGUAUUAAAUUCCUUACAGGGGGCGGUAGGUCACAGAGCUACAACAAUUGUUGGUGCCACAGGGAAGGAGGAAGUACGGCCAUUCCUGCAACCUUUGGAUUUGUGUUUUGGAGAAAAGGAGCUAACCCACGAGUUCUUAUAUGUUCCAGAUUGUCCAGUUUCUCUUUUAGGACGAGAUUUGCUGACCAAAUUAGAUGCCACAAUAACAUUUGAGGAUGGAAAUUUGGUAAUGAAAGUUCCGGAGUCAAAGGAAAGCAAAAGCUAUUCGCUUUUGAAUGGGAGAACCCACACAACGGGAGAAAAGCCCAAUUAACCUGGACACGCCUUCCACAAGGAUUUAAGAAUAGUCCAACUAUCUUCGGAAAUCAACUAGCCAAAGAACCUGAGGAGUGGGCUACGAGAGGCUAUAUCGGAAUUCCUCGACAAUGGUAUUUGUUGCUGCAAUAUGUGGAUGAUAUUCUGAUUGCUGCUGAGACCCAAGAACUUUGCAUUCAGGUAAAAAUUGAAAUAUUGAAUCAAUUAGGAAUGAAUAGAUAUAAAGUGUCAAAAAAAUAAAGCUCAGAUUGCAUCCACAACUGUGACCUAUCUAGGAUGCGAGCUUUCUCAAGGACAGCGAAGACUAGGUAUAAACCGUGUACAUGCUAUCUGUGCGAUCUCAGAACCGCGUAACUUACAUGAAUUAAGAUCUUUUCUAGGAAUGGCAGGAUGGUGCAGGCUCUGGAUCAUGGACUAUGGACUUAUUGCCAAACCUUUAUACGAGGCACAGAAGAAUAAGACCUUGGUGUGGGAAAGACCACAACAAGAAGCUUUUCAAAAAUUGAAACAGGCCUUAAUGCAAGCGCCUGCUUUGGGCCUACCUGACCUGAGUAAAGACUUUCAGUUGUUUGUACAUGAAUGACAGAGACUUGCUCUAGGGGUAUUAACCCAACGGCUGGGAUCUUGGAAAAGGCCCGUAGGUUAUUUCUCUAAACAACUUGACCCGGUAAGUGCUGGAUGGCCGGCGUGAUUGCGGGCGGUGGCUGCUACCGUGACAUUAAUUCAGGAAGUCCGGAAACUGACUAUGGGGAAAAGGAUCGAAGUGUUUGUAUCCCAUAUGGUGACUACUGUAUUGGAACAAAAGGGGGGCCAUUGGCUUUCCCCAAGUAGGAUGAUGAAAUAUCAGGCAAUUUUAACAGAGCAGGAUGAUGUUAUCCUAAAAACAACUAACCUAAUGAAUCCAGCUGUGUUUUUAAGCGCAGAGACUGAAGAAGAAAAUCUGGAACAUGAUUGUGUGGAGGUCAUUGAAUAUACCCACGCAAGUCGACCUGACCUGAAAGAUACCCCAUUGGAGAAGACGGAUUGGGAGCUUUUUACUGACGGCAGUAGUUUUGUGGAAAGCGGAGUGCGGUAUGCAGGAUACGCGAUUACUACUGCCAAAACAGUAAUUGAAGCUAAAUCCCUACCACCAAACACAUCAGCACAGAAAGCUGAGUUGAUAGCCCUAACUAGGGCAUUAGAGCUCAGUGAGGACAAAAGGGUCAAUAUUUGGACUGACUCAAAAUAUGCAUUCGGGGUUGUUCAUGUACAUGGAGCUCUUUGGAAAGAGCGUGGACUACUCUCCUCCCAAGGAACAAACAUCAAGUACCAAAAAGAAUUAUUGAACUUGAUUAAUGCCGUUCAAAAGCCAUCACUAGUUGCCAUCAUGCACUGUAAAGCUCAUCAGAGUGGGACAUCAACAAUUAUUGAAGGAAACCGACUUGCUGAUCAAACAGCCCGAUCAGUGGCACGACGAGUCUGGAUGAUGGUGGGUCUUGUCUCCCAAAAGGUAAGAGCAAUUGAUUUAUUACCUACACCUUCAGAGGCACCUGAAUAUUCUACAGAAGAUGAGAAAUUGGCAAGACUAGUAAAAGCCGUCAAGGAUAAUUCUGGAUGGUAUGUAACCACCAACGGACAAAUUGUGGUCCCGAUCACAAUUAUGAGAGGGAUACUUCAGGCGGAGCACCAGAAGUGUCAUUGGGGUGCAGAAGCAUUGGUAACUUAUCUAAGAAAACAAAUUAUCUCGGUCCAGAUGUUAACAAUGGCAAAAUCUAUCACAGCUAAGUGUGAAAUUUGCUUGAGAAAUAAUCCUUUAGUUAAAAGGAAAGUAGAUAUGGAAAAAUUAGGACAGGUGUACAACCAGGGGAUUGUUGGCAAAUAGAUUAUGUGGAACUCCCCAAAA
Messenger RNA from Columba livia (rock pigeon), 4296 nucleotides. RefSeq lists its product as uncharacterized. Lineage: Eukaryota; Metazoa; Chordata; Aves; Columbiformes; Columbidae. The coding region runs from base 3160 to 4275 and encodes 371 amino acids. The record is from RefSeq and is a predicted model, not a curated record. The transcript has 2 exons. Gene Ontology annotation, molecular function: RNA-DNA hybrid ribonuclease activity; nucleic acid binding.